GGAUAUGCAGGUGCACGAAUUCUGCGAACCCCCUUUCCUGCAAUCUUAACAAGAAAAGCUACGAUGGAGGACGAGAUAGUGAUGUUCGUGCUGUGUAAGACGCUGCGAAAGCGAUACCUGCUCGCUUGUAAGCUGGACGAGUUGCGCAAGCGGAUCUCCGCUGAGAUCCUACGCUUGGAGUGGAAGCGCCUUGUUCGUACUAGAUACUACCUUACUCGGGACUGCUUGAAGGAUCCGGAGUGCUCGGACUGGAUGGUUAUCUGGAACAACGGGCUCGAAGAGAACCUUAUUAACACGACCAGUUUGUCUAGGGCGUCAUUCGAGCAGCUACUCGGCCGCUUCGCCCUGUUCUACAAGAUUCCAGCAUACAACCGUGCGGGUGGACGUCCCCGCAAGCUCCAACACUACCACCAGGUGCUUGGUUUGGUGUUGGCGUUUUACGAGGGGUCUAUGAACUAUACUCUCUUGUGUCUAGCGUUCGGGAUUCCUCCGGCAACGCUUAGUAGAAUUUUAAAUGAGGCUGAGGCAGCCCUAGCACAGGCACUUCGAGGUUUUAGCCCUGCUCGGAAUGUGUGGCCAACUUUGGUUCGUCAAAAGGCUCUUGCAAGGCUGGUCGAGGCUCGGCAACCCCUCCUUAAGUAUACCUGGGUUUUUUUGGAUGGUAAAACCUAACAGGUAAGUAUCUGCUGUCGUUUCGUCUUAUGCUUAGUACUAAUGCAUGCGUUCCUGCUUUAGAUCCAACAACCUCCUGACAAGGACAUUCAAAAUGCACAUUACAAUGGAUGGCUACAUCACGUGUUCGUAACAGGGACACUGGGCUAAUUGUGUGGACCAAACACAAUUCGCCCCGGCAGCUGGAAUGACGGGGACACUAGCCUCGGUUUCCAGCGAAAGUUGGUGGAUCCAACUCUGAAUCCUGACCUAAGGUAUGGGUUCGUCGCAGAUAGCGCGUUUUCAUGCGCUGGUGAUAUGCAAGGCAGAAUUCUCACGCCUCUUAAAGAGGGGAUUUGUCAAGAUUGCUCCCCGCUGUCCGACCUGUUGCGAAGGCGCUCUCCGGGGCGAUCACCUUCAUACGCCAGUCUGCUGAAUGGGGCAUGGGGUCCAUCGAGAAGGUAUACGGGCGCUUGCUGCACGAACUGCCCGCGGAUGUGGCUAAACGACAACAAAGGCUCGACAAUUUGUUUCGGCUUAGCAACUAUCGCGUUAGGACCGUUGGUAUUAGCCAGAUUCGAACAACACAUCUGUACGGAGGAGAUGACUUAGCUGUACACUAAUGAAAUAAAUGUACUACUCACUUCUACAACGAA
Phytophthora nicotianae INRA-310 is the source of this 1307-nucleotide messenger RNA. RefSeq lists its product as hypothetical. The record is from RefSeq and is a predicted model, not a curated record. The transcript is spliced from 2 exons. Lineage: Eukaryota; Oomycota; Peronosporomycetes; Peronosporales; Peronosporaceae. The coding region runs from base 64 to 672 and encodes 202 amino acids.